This is a messenger RNA of Serpula lacrymans var. lacrymans S7.9, 1092 nucleotides long. RefSeq lists its product as uncharacterized. The transcript has 3 exons. Bases 1 to 1092 code for a protein of 363 amino acids. Lineage: Eukaryota; Fungi; Basidiomycota; Agaricomycetes; Boletales; Serpulaceae. The record is from RefSeq and is a predicted model, not a curated record. Gene Ontology annotation, biological process: methylation. Gene Ontology annotation, molecular function: methyltransferase activity.
AUGAAUACACAUUUCCAACUCCCAUCGCGCUUGCAAUGUGAGCGGUCGGAUUACGACACUAGAGACGGGGAAGAAGGCGAGCUCAAAUUUGUUCUCGAAAGUCAUAUUAGAGAACGUGGAGUCAGGGAGUUUAUCGACCUCAUGAAACUUAAGCGCAUCGGAUGGAGAUCAACAACCCUUGACGGUCAUUUUCAGCGACAACGCAAUGUGGCAGAUAAUGCUGGGCCAAGCCAAAACUAUGCCUGGUUUAUAAAAAUGAAAAACAUACUUGGCGAAAUAGAUCAUGCAUCGGACUUUAUACCAAACAUAGAACAUGAGUUUAUGUUCUUGGAUCUAGGAUGUUGUCCUGGUGGAUUCACGUCCUAUAUACUGGACAGCAACCGGAAAGCCGCUGGCCUAGGCAUUUCUUUGGAAGUAGAACAGGGUGGACACAUGUCCCUCCUGUCAGAAAAGGACCUGGAGAGGUUUAGCAUCACGUAUACCGAUCUAACCUACUUUCAGCUUGCCGCCACACGCAUUGAGGAUGUUCGACUAAGCGAUAUACCUGUUUGCAUUCAAGAACGACAAUUUGACAUCGUUCUUUUGGACGCUCAUCAUCUCCGUAUGCAGUUGAAUGGAAAACACUGGGACUAUUGCCGCUUGCAGAUCGCGCAGCUUAUCAUUGCCUUGAUGGCCAUACGUGAUAAUGGGACCAUCGUUAUGAAGCUUUCCAACCCACACCGCGACUCUACCGCCCAGCUACUUUACAUGCUGGAUGUGCUCUCGCUCAAUCUGAUACUGUGCAAACCACAGUCAAUGCAUGCUAAUCGAGGCACAUUCUAUGCCAUCGCCAAAGGAUUUGGCCUUGGUUCACAGCAUGAGCGGCUUGAUGUUUUCUUAAAGGGCCUUCAGGAACUCUGGGUUCAAAUCACUUUUGGUGGCGAGGAAAGAACGGGUAGAUAUAUGGAACAUGGAGAUUUGGAUUUCAUUGUGACCAUGGAGUGUCUCGCUGAAAACUACGUUGACCGUCUCGUGGAGUUGUGCAGGGAUGUUUGGGCCGUGCAGGCGAACGUUCUGUGGAAGAUGUUUAUAAAGAAGGGGAUUCCAGUAUGA